GUUAAAAACUUUGUAAACAUUGUUGCUAGACCCACUAGUUUGUAAAGUGGAGCAAGCACAGCCAGACAGAUAUUGACCCACUAGUUUGGCUAUUGCAAAUCAAGCCAGCUCAAUCUCUGAGACUCACAAAAAGCCCUAGCUCUGUUACGUUUUCUCAACCAUUAAGCACUUUACCUUUCCUGAUACCUCCUCCACUUAAAGUUCGGUUCUGUUUUCUCUUAAAGGAGGCCCCUUUCAGUUCUUUCAAAUACAUGGUUUAUGACUCUGAUGAGUUUUUCUUGUAUCUUCAUUUGGGUUCAUGUGCUUCAAUGGAUUGAGCAAUUGGGAUGAUGUCAAUGAAGAUGGAACUGGUUCUUGCAGCUUUAAUAUUGGCUUACUUGCAGUCUUUUGUAUUGUCCAACUUGCAAGGAGAUGCCCUAUCUGCAUUGAAGCUUUCGAUGAAUGUUCCAGACAAUCAAUUGAAAGAUUGGAACCCAAAUCAAGUUACUCCAUGUACUUGGACGAAUGUUAUCUGUGACAGUAAUGAACAUGUCAUUUCUGUAACGCUGUCUGGCAUCAACUGUUCUGGGACCUUGUCUCCUAAGAUAGGAGUUCUAAAGACUCUUAAUACACUAACAUUGAAAGGGAAUGGCAUAACUGGUGGGAUACCAAAAGAGUUUGGAAAUUUGACAAGUUUAACCAGCUUGGAUUUGGAAAAUAAUCGUUUAAGCGGUGAAAUACCGUCUUCCUUGGGCAAUCUUAAAAGGCUACAAUUUCUGACAUUGGGUCAAAAUAAUCUCAGUGGAGCUAUCCCUGAAUCACUUGCUGGUCUUCAAAACUUGAUCAACAUUCUGCUCAAUUCAAAUAAUCUCAGUGGUCAAAUUCCAGAUCAUUUAUUCCAAGUUCCUAAAUACAAUUUCACAGGAAACCACUUAAAUUGUGGCGGACCAAAUUUGCAUAGCUGCGAGUCUCAUAAUAGCGAUUCAGGUGGUUCGCAUAAGUCAAAGACUGGAGUUAUAGUUGGAGUUGUGGGAGGAUUCACAGUUCUUUUUCUUUUUGGAGGCUUGCUAUUUUUUGUUUGCAAGGGUAGACACAAAGGCUACAAACGUGAAGUAUUUGUAGAUGUUGCAGGUGAAGUGGAUCAAAGAAUAGCAUUCGGUCAGUUAAAAAGGUUUUCAUGGAGGGAACUACAGCUUGCAACGGACCACUUCAGUGAAAAAAAUAUCCUUGGACAGGGAGGUUUUGGAAAGGUUUAUAAGGGAGUGCUUGCUGAUAAUACCAAAAUUGCGGUUAAGCGUUUAACUGAUUUUGAAAGUCCUGGGGGUGAUGCAGCAUUCCAACGUGAAGUUGAGAUGAUAAGUGUAGCUGUUCACAGGAACCUAUUACGUCUGAUAGGGUUUUGCACAACAACUACAGAACGCCUCUUGGUGUAUCCAUUCAUGCAGAAUUUAAGUGUGGCCUACUGUCUAAGAGAACGUAAACCCGAGGAGCCUGUUUUAGAUUGGACAACCAGAAAAAGAGUGGCCUUAGGUGCAGCACGUGGGCUGGAAUACCUUCAUGAGCACUGCAAUCCUAAAAUUAUUCAUCGUGAUGUGAAAGCAGCUAAUGUACUACUGGACGAAGAUUUUGAAGCAGUUGUUGGGGAUUUUGGCCUUGCGAAGCUGGUGGAUGUGAGAAAGACCAAUGUGACAACUCAAGUUCGCGGGACAAUGGGCCACAUAGCACCAGAAUACUUGUCCACUGGCAAGUCAUCUGAAAGGACCGAUGUCUUUGGGUAUGGUAUUAUGCUUCUAGAGCUUGUUACAGGUCAACGGGCAAUUGACUUUUCACGUCUGGAAGAAGAGGAUGAUGUCUUAUUGCUUGACCAUGUCAAGAAGCUGGAGAGGGAGAAAAGACUGGAUGCUAUUGUCGAUCGCAACCUAAAUAAAAACUACAACAUCCAGGAGGUGGAGAUGAUGAUACAAGUCGCCUUGCUCUGUACCCAAGCAUCACCAGAGAACCGUCCAGCAAUGUCAGAGGUUGUGCGGAUGCUGGAAGGAGAGGGGCUAGCUGAGAGGUGGGAAGAAUGGCAGCACGUUGAAGUUACACGCAUGCAAGAAUACGAAAGAUUGCAGAGACGAUUUGACUGGGGAGAAGAUUCGGUUUAUAACCAAGAUGCUAUUGAGUUAUCUGGUGGAAGAUGAGAUAACAAAUUCCCCAAUGGAUUUAAAAAUAUGCACUUCCCUUUCACAUUAGCUUGAUGUUUUCCUCGAAUGAAAACAGAUAUAUGAAGUAAAAAAAAAAAAAUUGUGAUUUCAUAAUUUACAUUAUAGUUGCUUAUAUAAGCUCCUCGGUCGUCCUUUGUGUGUUCCCAUCUUGUCUAAGAUGAAACAUAUUUUGAUGUUAAUAUAGUGGGCGUCUGCGAGGUUUCUCCCA
Populus nigra (black poplar) is the source of this 2394-nucleotide messenger RNA. Its product is annotated as probable LRR receptor-like serine/threonine-protein kinase At5g10290. The record is from RefSeq and is a predicted model, not a curated record. Gene Ontology annotation, biological process: protein phosphorylation. The transcript is spliced from 12 exons. Lineage: Eukaryota; Viridiplantae; Streptophyta; Magnoliopsida; Malpighiales; Salicaceae. Gene Ontology annotation, molecular function: protein binding; protein kinase activity; ATP binding. The coding region runs from base 327 to 2162 and encodes 611 amino acids.